Molecule: messenger RNA, 2442 nt
Organism: Sphaerodactylus townsendi
Lineage: Eukaryota; Metazoa; Chordata; Lepidosauria; Squamata; Sphaerodactylidae
Gene: PEX3
Product: peroxisomal biogenesis factor 3
Exons: 12
Coding region: 220-1341 (373 amino acids)
Biological process (GO): protein import into peroxisome membrane
Cellular component (GO): peroxisomal membrane
Molecular function (GO): protein-macromolecule adaptor activity
Source: RefSeq, a predicted model, not a curated record
CGGAACAAAGAUGCAGAGCCGAAGCUUCCGGGGAAUCCAGAGGCAGCAAGUACCGUGACAAACCGGGGGACUCUGAAGCAGGUGGGACUGCCCUUCCCCUUUGGCCGGCUCGCCUGAAGAGCGUCGGAGGCUGGGAGGCGGGGCUUUAUCUUGCGGUGGCGGCUCCGCUUCUGCGACUGGCGAGUGAAGUCGCGGCCGGCCUGGGUCGACCUUAUCAGGAUGCUGUUGGCUGUGUGGGGCUUCCUGAAGCGCCACAAAAAGAAAUGGUUCUUCUUGGGCGCCUUCCUGGGCGGAGUUUACGUACUUGGAAAAUAUGGGCAGAAAAAAAUGAAAGAAAUUCAAGAAAGAGAAGCGGCAGAAUACAUAGCACAAGCACGAAGGCAGUAUCAUUUUGAAAGUAACCAGAGAACUUGCAACAUGACAGUGCUGUCAAUGCUGCCAACACUGAGGGAUGCUUUGAUGUACCAGUUGAAUUCUGAGAGCCUCACUUCUCUGCUGAAAAACAAACCAUGCAACAAGUUAGAAAUAUGGGAAGAUCUGAAGAUCAUAAGUUUUACAAGAAGCAUCGUAGCUGUGUACAGCACAUGUAUGCUUGUAGUUCUUCUGCGAGUCCAGUUAAACAUCAUUGGCGGAUACAUCUACUUGGAUAAUGCAGCUGUUUGCAAAAAUGGCACAACACUUCUAGCUCCCCCUGAAGUCCAACAACAAUAUUUAUCAAGUAUUCAACACCUUCUAGGAGAUGGUCUGAUUGAGUUAAUUACUGUGGUUAAAAAAGCUGUGCAGAGCAUUUUUGGAAGUAUGUCUCUGAAACACACACUGUCUCUCUUGGAUUUGGACCAGAAGUUAAGGGAAAUUAGGACAGUAAUAGAACAGCCCAGGGAGGAUUCCACUUCUGAAGAAAGUAAAUCUCAGCCCCUGCUUUGUUGUUACAUGAUGUCAGAUGAGGAAAAUCCUUUAGCUACCCAGGCCUAUGGACUUACAGAAAAAGAUAUUGCUACUAUUAAACUACUUAAUGAAACAAGAGACAUGUUGGAAAGUCCAGAUUUUAACAGAGUGUUGAGCUCUUGCUUAAAUAGAGGAUUCAGUCGAUUAUUGGACAACAUGGCAGAAUUCUUCAGACCCACUGAACAGGACCCAGGCAAUAGCAGCUCUGUGGACAGUCUUUCUAGUGUCAGUCUUCCUUUAGCCAAGAUAAUUCCAAUAAUAAAUGGGCAGAUCCAUUCAGUCUGCAGUGAAACACCUAGUCAUCUUGUUCAGGACCUGUUAACAAUGGAACAAGUGAAAGAUUUUGCUGCUAAUGUGUAUGAAGCCUUCAGUACUCCUCAACAACUAGAGAAAUGAACUACAACAAGAUGAUGUAUUCUUAGUGGCCACUCCACAUUAACGCUUCAUUUAAUAAGAAAUCUUGUGAAUGUAACAAUGGUGCAGGAUCACAGACUACAAGAUAAUGUAGAGAAAUACAACUUUUCCUUUUUAUAUUGGAACAGAUUUCAAACCCUGAUUUGAAGUAGUGGAGGGGAAAAAAUCAUGCUAUAUAAGCCUUUGCACCAAGGCAGUCUUAGUUAUGAACAAUUUGUUUACAGAAAAACUCAGUGCAAUCAAAUAUCCUGAUAGAUGAACCUCGGUUCUUAAAAUUCUGCAGGCUGCAAGAAAAAUAGAAGCCAGAACUUGCUGUUUGAUUUCUUAAUAAACUCAGAUAGGGAGAAGGUUUUUUUCUUUUCUAGAAAUAAUUUAAAGUAAUGAGAUCAUUUAGCUUGGGGAAACAGUUUUAUACUCAUGGAUUUGCUGAGGCAGAGACUGCAGUUAAAUAGUAGGGAAGGGAAAGAACAAGACUGAAGGGGAUAAGUAUGCAGCAACCUGUAUGUAUACUCUGCUUCAGUCCUCUCAAUUGUAGAUGAAUGCAUUAGAUGGCGUCUAGGUGGAGCAUCUCUCGGCACCCAGCAGCUGUUAAACAAGGCCACACUUUCCUUUGUCUCUUUCUCCACAAUGAUCUCUGCUUAGAAGGGCUACAAGAAGAUGACUUUAGUUCCAUUGGCCUCUCUGCUCAGUCUAAGAAUGCAAAAACAGCAAGGGCACUUCGGUUUCUGCGCUUUAAGUUCUCUAGCUUGGAGGUCAGGUACAAGAACAAACUAAUCUUUAAGUUCUUGCUCAGACGUUUCAGACUUGGGAAUAGAAUACUGUUUACACUGCUGGUAAACAGCUAUUGCUGUAUACAUUCAUUUGUAAAUAUUUUUAAUUUGUAUUAAUGGAAGCCCUACAAAAUACCAGUUAUCACAGUAAAAUAUUUUAACUACCAUCGUGUACAGUAAUUGUCAAAAUACAGGAGAAUGUCUAUAUGUCAAUGUUAUUCAUACAGUUUUGAUAAGGGGAAAGUAACUGGCUUUUCAUUUGGUUUUAAAAGGUUUUUUAAAUCUAUUCAAUACAUUAACAUGAAACAGUCAA